UAGAGUGACCGCAACUCCCAUAGAAAAAAAUUUUUGUCGAAUUUUUUUCGGGGGAACCCCAUAAAAUGUUCCGCCUUUGCAGAUUUUUAGAUAGCCAAAAUUUCAGCUCGAUUGGAUAAGUCUAAAUGGUGCCGACACUCGCUCAAAGUAUCAAAAAUCUCUGUUUUUUCACUGUUUUUCGAAGAAAAUUAGCUCUAGCUCCCAAACAGAUCGGGUUAUUUUCACUUUUUAUAUAUUAAAUGAAAGGUAGUGUUAUUACACAUAAUUCAGAUUCAAAAUUUGUUUAGUUUUACAAAAAAAAAAAAUAUUGUCAUCAAUUUAAAUUUUCAGUACUUACCUCAAAAAGAGCUGAAGUGCAAACUCGAUUUAAAAUAAAACUUUCUAUGUUAUAGAUUGAUGUUACCUAUCUAAUUGAAAUGCUUCUCGUAUUAUAUAUAAUAAUAUAUAAUAAUUUUAUCAAUUAUAGAAGCACAGAGUAAAAUUGACUGAAAAAAAAAAACAAAACAAAAAGGGCACCCAGUGGGGGUUGAACCUGCUAUGCCUGGAUUGAUAGGCGAGCGCUUUAACAUCGGGCUAACUCAAUGUUGACAAUUGUCGUGACAAACUAAAACAAAUCUUAAGAUAUUCAACGAAGUGUUAUGGAAUUUUCAGGAUUUAAGCUUUUAAUAGAAAAAAAAUUAAAUUUUAGAGAAAUAAUUUUUCUGUUUAUUUACGUUUUUUUUAUAGAAAAAAAAUAAAAUGCAGUUGUAAAAUACAUAUUUGUUGUUUUUUUUAUGAAGUUUAAGCUUCACGAGUCGUUUCGUUGGUAGUUCAAUAAUUUUAUUAAGAUAAACUCUCGCUUUUUGCUAAUUUUCCUUUGUAUAUAAAAUAAAUUAACUUAAAAUAAAAUGUGAGUAUUAAUUCUGUUGCGUUUUUGUUUUAAGAUUAAAAGAAGUUUUAAGAAUUGUUAGUGUUUUCCAGAUAUAUUUUGUGUUCGUUGAUAUGGCAUUGGCAGCAAACACCCGAGAAAAAAUUUUUCUUGUAGGCUAUCCGUCUCAUCAAAUUACAGGGUGUAAAUUACCCUCAAAUCGUCAAGUUUUGUCAACACUAUUUUUUAAUUUGCGAAUUGUAAAAUUAAACUUAAAGGAAUCUGCAAGACUUGUCAUUCGAGAGGUACUUAUUUUUUGGGAAAAAGCCAGAAUUCAAACAAAAUAUGAAAAAGAUGCCAUUGUUAAAUUAGAAAAACUUUACAAUGAGUGGAGAAAUCACCAACGAAAUAAAAACAAAACGCUUGAAAGCACCAAAAAUAAAAUAAAAGAAUUUGCGUUGAAAAUGGACGAUCUCUUUGAUAUAGCACAUCGAGAUGCCUUGACCAUUACUGAAAAAAAACGCAGAAUUGAAGAAUUCAGAUUUGAUAUUGAUACUGAAGAUGACGCGGAAACACAGGGGACGGAGGAGGAAGCUCAAGAAGAAGUAUAUAGCCAGAAUUCUGCGGAUUGGGAUAGAAUGGAUGUUUCUCUAUCUCAGGCAACCUCUGGGCCAUCGGGUAGCAGGAAAAUGAGGUAUAGUCGUGGGUUGAAAGAGCUGUUAACAAUGAAACUUUCUAUGUUAUUAGAUCGAUGUAAGGUAUCUGAUAGAAAUGCUUCUCGCAUAAUUAUUGCUACGAUAGAAGCACUAGGGCAAAAUCCAAUGGACUUUGUAGUUUCAAAAUCAGCCUUACAUUCAAGAAGAAAAAACUUUAGGGAGAAAUACACUGCGGAAAUCCGAAACCGAAUACAAAUAUCAGAAAAUGAGACAUUAGUUGUUCAUUGGGAUGGGAAAUUGUUGCCAGGUGUUCUUAAGAGAGAGCAGAAUGAACGCAUUGCUAUAGCUAUAUCUUAUGGAGAAAAAGAACAACUUCUAGGAGUGCCAGUUAUAGAAAAUAGUACUGGUGAAGAGCAGGCAGCAGCUGUGUAUGAAAUGCUGGAACAAUGGGGAGUUUCAAAUGCUGUAAAAGCAAUGUGUUUUGACACCACUGCUUCAAACACUGGAAGACUUAAAGGAUCUUGCAAAAUUUUGCAGCAAAUGUUGGAUAAAGAGUUGCUGUACCUGGCCUGUCGUCACCAUAUUCUCGAAGUUUUGCUAAGAGGUAUUUUUGAUUGUAAGUUGGGUUCAACCACUGGACCUCAACCAGAUAUUUUUAAAAGGUUCCAAAAUGAAUGGUCAAAAAUAGAUUCAAAAAUAUAUCACACGGGUAUCAGUGAUAAAAAUGUAAAUAAACACCUAACCCCUGAAGUUAUAACCCAGAUAUCAGGUGAAUUAAAAGAAAAACUACAAGAAUGUCAGCCUAGAAAUGACUAUAAGGAAUUUCUUCAGUUGGUUUUGAUUUUUGUUGGAGUUCUAGAUGGAAGCGUAGUUGGAUUCAGAACACCAGGAGCCACUCAUCAUGCUAGGUGGAUGGCCAAAGCUAUUUAUAGCUUAAAAAUAUUCAUGUUUCGAAGCCAGUUUAAAAUGAGUAACGAGGAACGUAACGCUCUCGGUGAUAUCUGCGUUUUCAUCGUAAAAAUUUACUGCAAGGCUUGGUUUAAUGCCCCAAGAGCUUAUCUGGCUCCUAAACAAGAUCUUGAUCUUUUGCGUGAUUUCAUUGAAUACCGCAAGAUAGACAAAGACAUUUCAGAGAAGGCUCUUGCUAAAUUCUCAAACCAUUUAUGGUAUUUGAGUUCAGAGCUGGUAGGUCUGGCGUUCUUUGACCCAACUUUACCAGAUGGCGAAAAAUCAGAAAUGGCCAACAUAAUUUUAAAAAACAGCGAAACAGAAACCAACAGAAUAGUAAAUCCAAAGCUACAUCAUCAUGAAAUUGAACAAUUUGUCACAGCAGGUCUUACACAAUAA
Molecule: messenger RNA, 2850 nt
Organism: Episyrphus balteatus (marmalade hoverfly)
Lineage: Eukaryota; Metazoa; Arthropoda; Insecta; Diptera; Syrphidae
Exons: 3
Coding region: 982-2850 (622 amino acids)
Source: RefSeq, a predicted model, not a curated record